Messenger RNA from Letharia columbiana, 753 nucleotides. RefSeq lists its product as uncharacterized. Bases 1 to 753 code for a protein of 250 amino acids. Gene Ontology annotation, cellular component: cell wall. Lineage: Eukaryota; Fungi; Ascomycota; Lecanoromycetes; Lecanorales; Parmeliaceae. Gene Ontology annotation, molecular function: manganese ion binding. The transcript has a single exon. The record is from RefSeq and is a predicted model, not a curated record.
AUGCCGCGCUUGCUUUCGCCGCCAUCUCGAAAGCUAGUCCCAUUGCACCACGACAAAACACCUCCUCAUCGAUGCUCUCUUCCGCUGUACCGCCUUCCAACCCAGAAAUUUCCCAGGACCUCAUCAACCAACUUGAACUCGCCGCCGACAGUGUGGAUCGUUUCACCAUCCUCCAAGCGCAAGGCCCAGCCGACACCUGGCUCAAGUAUGAUUUCAAUCCGAGUGCCAACCCAAAUCCCGGAGGAGGCAAAGGGAGCCGGUGGCCAAGGAGAUCUCGCAAACCGGAAAACAUUCCCCGCCCUUAUAAAUCUCGGUGUCGCAGCCUCAGCUGGAUUCAUGAACCCUUGCGGCAUGAAUAAACCUCAUAUCCACCCGCGCGCAACCGAAUUCUUAAUCCUUGCCACCGGCGCUAAUGUGAGGACCGGAUUUCUUCUUGAGAAUGGCUUGCAGACUCAGAUGAGCACAACAUUAUCGCAAUACCAGGGUGCUAUACUGCCUCAGGGAAGCAUCCAUUAUGAGUUCAAUGACAACUGCGAGCCAGCAGUAUUUAUCGCCGCCUUCAGUAAUGAGGAUCCUGGCCUGAGCACUGUUGGGAAGAACUUUUUUUCGCUGGACCCGGAUAUUGUCGAUGCCGAUUUGGGGUUCCCGGAUUUCCUUGAUCACACGAACAUCAGGCAGUUUGCGAAGAGCAUUCCCAAGUCUUUUAGUAACGGUGCCAUGGAAUGCCUGGACCGUUGUCAUAUCAAGUAUUGA